CUACUCGCCACCGGCUGUUGUGCAGUUUCUUAUUCCCCAGCCUGGCCUGGGAGGGAGGCUGCCGCUGUCUGCUGGAUUGUUGUAGUCCCAGGGUUUUGUGGCGUUGCUUUGGUUUGUUUUGCGGUGCUUAUGCAGGUUCAGGGAAGGCUCGAUUGGAUUGAGGUCGAGGACGAGGAUAAGGACAAGGGAGGAAGAGCUUCAGCUUUCAGAAGAAGAGCCAAGGAAAGGAAGGAGAACAAAACAAGGGGAAGUUAAAAGAACAGAACAGAACAGCGGGAGGUUAGGGGUUGCAGGAAGUGGCUGCAAGGAUGAAGCACGAUGACUAUUUUGAUUGCGGGGAUGCGUUGGAGAGAUUGGUAGCUAGGUGUCCAGGUCUACGCGAAGAUCCCGACGUUGCUGUGGUAUUGGCGCAGAAGAGUAGUGGAAUUGACGAGGGUGGUGUUUUAGAGGUGGUGCAAGAUCUUGUUAUUCAGCCUGACGUUGGGCUAGCCGUGUUGGGAUGCUUUCGGCCAAUUCUUCCUAGGGUUCUAGAUAAUUUAGUGUACUCGUUGCGGCAAUUGUGGGGGCAGGGGAGAGGCUCUCCUGGGCGAGAGGGUGAGGGGUUUGUUAGAAUUUCGAGGCGGUUGCGAAAUGGAGGUGGAUGGGACCUCGGGUUGCAUGAGCACACGUGCAUUCUGUUCUGUAGGCUGCUGGACUUGGCGCCUUACUUACUUAGUUCACUGCUUCAGUACUUUGAAUUUGCUCCAUCUCCGUUUGAGCGCCUUCUGCAUGGAGGCGCAGUUGACUAUCAGUCUAUGCUAUCUACUAGUGAUGGGUUUCAAUCCACGUCAGGGGCACCUGUAUUCAGCGAAGUCUUGUACGCAUCCUAUCGGCUUCUACAAUUGGAGCCAACAGUAUUUCGGGAAAUUUGGGACUGGAGCCCUUUCUUAGAUUUAUUACGAUCACUGCCUAAGACUUUAGAUGAAUCAAGUCUAGACGUCCGAUGGUGCGCAGCACAAAUUCUCUCACAAGUUUUGCAAAUGAGUGAUAAUGCCACUCUAAAAUUCAACAGCUCAGUUGCAGGGCUGACGGACGAGCAAAUUUUUGGUUGUCAUCUUCGGUGGAAAUGUUUUUGUCAGCAAGCGGCCGUUGAAAAAUUAGGAAUGUAUUUAGAAAAACCUGAAUCAUCGAAAGACUCAAUGUUAGUUGAAGAUACUCGCUCUGACUUGAGUAUGAGCAGCAUCAAAAGCUGGAAAGGGACGAAUAGCUUCCAUUUGCGAAUUUGUGGAAUUGACCUCCCGGUUCGGCAAGAUAUGAGAGAGGGCAGGUCGACGCUGUGUUCUAGUCAAUCAUUAGUUUUGACACCAACAGUUAAACGGAACUUGGAAGCUGUAGUGCUGGCAUUGAGCCAACGGAGCCCAGUGCUUUUAGAAGGACCUAUAGGAUCUGGGAAGUCUUCUUUGAUUCAGGAACUGGCUUACGUUACCGGGAACCUGGAUCUUCUUUUUAUUCACUUGGAUGAUCAGAUGGAUAGUAAGACUUUGCUGGGGAAUUAUGCCUGCACUGAAAUUCCGGGAGAGUUCAAGUGGCAACCGGGGGCUCUUACUCAAGCAGUUGUGAGAGGGAUGUGGGUGGUGUUUGAGGAUAUUGACAGGGCCCCUUUCGAGAUUUUUUCUGCUCUUAUUCCAUUACUUGAGGAUCGAAAGUUGUACAUACCAGGCCGUGGAGAGAUGGUACCUGCUGCUGAUAACUUUCGAAUUUUCUCAACUGUUACCCGAAGCAGGCAUGGUGGGGCUUUCGCAGGAGGGAAGAAGGAAAUGCUGGGAAAUCUUUGGAGGAAAGUAUUGUUUGAUGCUCCUAAUGAUGAAGAACUCGCUGAUAUUAUUCGCAUCCGGUUCCCUGUUCUUGCACCUGUGGUUUCUAAAGUGAUUGGUACUUUUAAUCUAGUCAAGCACAUUGCUUCACAGUCUGAAACUUCCGCCAAUGGCCUACCUGAUGUUUCUGUAUAUGUAGGUCGUCAGUUUUCUACUCGGGACCUAUUUAAAUGGUGCACUAGGAUUUCUUGUCUGGGGUCUCAAGUGCUAGGAGCUUCGUCUUUUUCGAGUUCCGCUCGAGAACGCAUUUUUGUAGAAGCUGCUGACUGCUUUUGUGCCUCAAUAGCGUGUGUCGCGGACCGCCAAAUGGCUCUGUCAGUUAUUGCGCAAUUUUGGAAUAUUCCUUUGGACCGCGUCACAUUUUACUCUUCACUUAACAAGCCUUCCAUUCAAAUGAGUAUGUCACAUUUACAAAUAGGAAGGGCUAAUCUUUCUAUCCAGCCAAGAACAGGGAAGCCUUUGUCCACUCGUCUUUUCGCAAACACUGGACAAGCUGUACGUGCCUUGGAAGCUGUAGCUUCGUGUGUGCAGCAGCAGGAACCAGUUCUUCUUGUUGGUGAGACUGGUACUGGUAAGACUAGCGUCGUCCAACACCUUGCUUGGCAGUUAGGAGUGCCUCUCAUCGUACUGAACAUGAGCCAGCAAACGGAUAGUGCAGACUUCCUUGGCGGGUACAAGCCAGUUGAAGCACAAGGCGUUUGUAUGCCUCUGCUCGAGAACUUCAACACUCUUUUCCGAGAGACCUUUCCAAAGAAGAAGAAUGCUGAAUUGCUAGAGCAUGUACUUCGAUUUGCAGAGAAGAGGAAAUGGGAUAGGCUGCUGAAAUCUUUUCGUACUGUAAUUGGGACUGUUUCGACGCUGUUGGGUGCAUCUUUUGAGGCUAAUGGAAAUGUGACGACUUCAGAAGUAAAGGAUUCGGACAAUGGGCAUUGUGUGGAGAAGCAGAGCCCCAAAAGAAGGCGUCCUCUUAACAACAGACUCCUAAGUCGAUGGCGAGCUUUCACAUCUGAAUUACGAAAGGCUGAACGGCAGGUGGAGGCUGCAAAUACAGGAUUUGCUUUCUCAUUUGUUGAGGGAGUACUUGUGAAGGCUAUUCGGGAGGGUCAUUGGCUUUUGCUGGACGAAGUGAAUCUAGCCCCAGCUGAGACAUUGGAGAGACUAACGGGCGUUUUGGAAGGGACAUCUGGCACAUUAUCGCUCACAGAGCGCGGUGAUGUUGAAAAUGUGUCUCGCCACCCCAAUUUCCGUAUUUUUGGAUGUAUGAAUCCAGCAACAGAUUUUGGGAAACGUGACUUACCAAUCGCGCUUCGAAAUCGUUUUACAGAGUUGUAUAUUGAUGAAUUGACACAGAAAGAGGAUUUGCAAGCCUUGGUGUUUCAGUAUCUUGAGAAUUCAAUUCCCUCUCCACCUGUGGAAGAUAUUGUUAACUUUUACCUGCAAGCGCGUCAUGAGGCUGGAAUUAGGCUCUUGGAUGGAGCCAACCAGAAGCCGCAAUAUAGUUUAAGGUCCCUUACAAGAGCACUUGAAUACACGUGUGCUGCUAUGUCUACAUAUGGUUUUUUGAGAUCAUUGUAUGAUGGUAUCUGUAUGUCUUUUCUGACUCUUCUCGAUCAACCAAGUGCUACAAUUAUGGAGCAACUUAUUAAUGCUGCUUUGUUCAAGACUACGGGGCUUGGUGCGACGAAAGCUUUGAAGGCUCUACUUAAAGUCCCACCAAAGCCCAGUCCCACCCAUGUUUUGGUUGAGCAUAUUUGGGUGGAGAGUGGUAAUGCUCAGCCGUCAAGGUUGUCUUUGGAAUCUCGAGAUCGGUAUGUGCUCACAAAGACUAUCACAGAGCAUCUUAAGAAUUUGGCAAGGGCAGUAUUUGUUCGCAAGUAUCCUGUUUUAUUACAGGGGCCAACUUCAAGUGGGAAGACAAGUUUGGUUGAAUAUCUGGCUACCAUAACAGGUCAUCGGUUCGUCCGUAUCAACAACCAUGAACAUACAGAUCUUCAAGAGUACCUUGGCUCCUAUGUAACUGAUUCUUCAGGAAAGCUGGUCUUUCAGGAAGGAGCUCUUGUUGAAGCUGUGCGAAACGGUUUCUGGAUUGUCCUGGAUGAAUUGAAUUUAGCCCCUUCUGAUGUGUUGGAGGCUCUUAAUCGCCUACUGGAUGAUAACAGAGAGCUGUUUAUUCCUGAGAUUCAGCAGACAAUAAAGCCGCAUCCGCAUUUCAUGUUAUUUGCGACACAAAACCCCCCUGGUAUUUAUGGAGGUCGGAAGGUUCUCUCAAGAGCAUUUCGUAAUCGGUUUAUGGAACUGCAUGUUGAUGAUAUUCCUGAUGAUGAGUUAUGUAUGAUACUGGAGAAACGGUGCCAGAUUCCCGGAAGCUAUGCCGCUAAGAUGAUUGAGGUUAUGAAGGACUUGCAGAGACAUAGACAAGGUAGCAAGGUGUUUGCUGGGAAGCACGGAUUCAUAACUGCUCGCGACCUGUUUCGAUGGGCUGAACGACAUGGCAAUGGAUAUGUAGAGCUAGCCAGGGAUGGUUACUUGCUGUUAGCAGAGAGACUGCGGAAUUUAGAUGAGAAGGAAGUGGUGCAAAGAGUACUCGAAAAACAUAUGCGUGUGAAUUUGGAUGUGGACCAGCUUCAUGAGAUGGAUUCAUCUGAAUCAUUUAAGGCCAUCAAGAAGCUGGCAGAGUCACCAGAGCAUGUGUCGACUUUUGGUAGGAUUGUUUGGACGAAGAGUAUGAAGCGGCUUUUUAACUUAGUUGAGCAUUGUGUGAAGCAUUGUGAGCCUGUUCUGUUAGUAGGGGAGACCGGGUGUGGAAAGACAAUGGUAUGUCAGCUGCUGUCUUUGCUCUACAACCAACGUCUGCAUAUUUUAAAUUGUCACCAGCAUUCAGAGACUUCGGACUUUCUUGGUGGCCUACGUCCAGUUCGGGAUCGAGACAGCCUUGCAAUUAAGUUCCAGAAAGCUGCUGAGAAGAUUAUCUCUGUGGACUUGUUCCGAGAAGUUUGUUCUGAUGAGCUUCCUGUGAAGAUAGAGGAGUCUGGAACGGCAUUGACCAUUGUAAAAAAUGCUCUUUCAGAUCUGAAGAAAAGAAAACAGGAUAAGAAAGGCAAAGUAGCCAAAGCAGUAAUGCUUCUGGAAGAAGCUUUGAAGGAACUUUCAAAUUGCCACAAAGAAUGGCAAUCUCUCUUUGUGUGGCAUGACGGUCCACUCGUUCAGGCUAUGCGCAAUGGUGAUAUGUUUCUUGUGGAUGAGAUAUCUCUUGCGGAAGACAGUGUUUUGGAGAGACUCAACAGUGUGCUUGAGCCCAAGCGCCUAUUGGUCUUAGCAGAAAAAGGAGGUGCUGAUGUAGAGGAGUUGAUAGCCAACUCAAGUUUUCGUAUCUUGGCUACAAUGAACCCCGGAGGAGACUUUGGCAAAAAAGAACUGUCUCCUGCUCUGAGAAAUCGUUUCACUGAGAUUUGGGUUCCUCCAAUCAACGAUAUAAGCGAUCUAAGAAGCAUUUCUGUGGACAGAUUUUCAAGGCCUGGUCUUGUUAAGUUAGUGGACCCCAUGCUUGAAUUUUGGCAGUGGUUUCAACAUUAUCAUGAAGGCGGAAGGUCGCUUUCAGUGCGAGAUCUCUUGUCAUGGAUUACUUACAUCAAUGCCGCUGAAUCGGAAAUCGGCGAAAUUCCUGCAUUUAUUCAUGGUGCUUUCCUGGUUCUUCUGGAUGGAAUCGGUUUUGGACUGGGGCUUUCUAAUUCAGCUGCUCAGCAGCUGCAAACUGAGUGCGCAAAACAUUUGUUUGAGCGGUUACCCGAACAUCAGCGGCACGAUGCAGUUGAAACGACGAAAUUGGGUGAUCACACAUUUGGACCUGUUAAAACAGACCCGAUGGAGGUUGAAACGGACUCUAGGGGCAACUUAUUUGGAAUACAUCCUUUCUACAUUGUUAGAGGUGAUUACAGAUCACCAAACAUUAGCUUUGCAUUGGAUGCACCUACUACGAAGCGCAAUGCGUGGCGAAUACUGCGUGCCCUGCAGCUGAAUAAACCGGUUCUUAUAGAAGGAAGUCCAGGUGUUGGUAAAACAAGCCUGGUGGCAGCUCUAGCAGCUGCCUCGGGUCACGCUUUAGUGAGAAUCAAUCUUUCUGAGCAGACAGAUAUCAUGGAUUUGCUGGGAUCAGAUAUGCCAGUUGAAGGAGGAACUGGUGCAGAAUUUCAGUGGUCGGAUGGUGUAUUUCUUCAGGCUCUCAAAGCUGGACACUGGGUGCUUCUUGACGAACUCAACCUUGCAUCACAAUCAGUGCUAGAAGGUUUGAAUGCAUGUCUUGAUCAUCGAGGGGAGCUGUUCAUACCCGAGCUUGGUCGCUACUUUAAAUGUCCUUCCUCAUUCCGCGUGUUUGCCUGCCAAAAUCCAUUAUCUCAAGGAGGAGGUCGCAAAGGUCUACCAAAGUCUUUUUUGAAUCGGUUCACUAAAGUCUAUGUUGAAUCCCUCUCUGAAGAUGAUUUCUUGGAAGUUGCAAGCAUCUUACACCCUUCUCUUUCAAGAUCAAUUCUGAAAAACAUGGUUGAGUUCAAUUCUCGGUUGUAUCAUGACACAAUGGUCCUUCACAAAUAUGGACACUCUGGCUCUCCUUGGGAGUUUAAUCUUAGAGAUGUACUAAGGUGGUGUGAGCUUAUGGAAAAUUCCAAGGUCGAGCUACCAGAUGGUGAUUCACAUACUGGCGCACCAGAUCAUUUUCUUGAUGUCAUGUAUCUCCAGCGCAUGCGAACAGUUGGUGACAGGCGCCAAGUCCUCAGUCUCUAUCAGGAAGUUUUUGGUAUAUGUAUUGAUAUCGAGACUUUUCCAGCAAUUUCAGUUCAUCCCGAGAGGUUACAGGUAGGUUUAGCAUCUCUUCCUCGCAGAAGUGGACCUCGUCUACAAGGCGAUUUUGACAGGCAGUUGCAAGUUUUGCCAGGUUUAGCGAACAGGUUAGAAGCCGCCAUGCACUGCGUCUCCAGAGGCUGGAUGUGUAUUCUAGUUGGGCCUCCUGCAUCAGGAAAAACUUCCCUUGUGCGCUUGCUGGCCACCCUUACAGGUAAUUCUUUACAUGAAUUUACCUUAUCCAGCGCGACAGAUACCACAGAGCUGCUCGGUUGCUUCGAACAACAUGAUUUCUUUCGACAUUGGCAGGAAAUCGUGAAGUUGGCUCAUGAUUCGCUGAAGUCUGUCUGCAGCUUCUGCUUGUCUGUCAAUGAAGAGGGUUCUUUGGAGACCAACCUUAAACUGAAUAUGGUAAAGAGUCUCUUUGGGUCUUGGGCUGCCUUUCAGAAGACAAUCAAUAGCCAUGCAACCAAUAUGGAGCAGGACAUUGAUCAAGGUGUUAUAGAUGUAGUGGCUGUCAAUAUGCUUCUACAGACCUUGGACCAGAUGCGCCAAACAGUUGCGUUAUGUGGAAUGAUUAUGGAUGAUCCUGUGCUAGACCCACGUAAUUUACAUCAAAGAGUGGCCCACGUGAAGUCUAGUCUUGGGCAGCUGGGUACUGCUGGUCGUUUCGAAUGGGUCGAUGGAGGACUGCUGAAAGCUAUUGAGCGUGGGGAAUGGGUAGUACUUGAGAAUGCCAACUUUUGCAAUCCUACGGUUCUUGACCGACUGAAUCCUCUACUUGAACCUGGAGGUAGCAUCAUGGUUAAUGAGCGUGGUCUUGUGGAGGGUGAAGCCAUGGUUGUUCAUGCUCAUCCCAACUUCCGCCUCUUUCUCACAGUGGACCCUGCACAUGGUGACGUCUCAAGAGCCAUGCGCAACCGUGGAGUUGAACUGUUUAUGCUACAACCUGAUUGGCCUCAGUCAGCUGCAAAAGAAUCUCCAAUUUUGGAAGAAAUUUUGGGAGGAACCCUCGCUUCUGACCUUGAUACUUUGAAAGUUCUCACUCAAGCUGGAAUCCCUGGUCCUAGUUUUAUGCAAGGCAUGUGUAAAGUACAUAUUGACACUCGUAUCCUUAUAGAGGUCACUCAAAGUGGGUUGCCUGUGUCUUUACGAGAGCUUAAUGAAUGGGUGUCGUUGCUCCAGCAGCUUCUUGAAAGGGGUGGCAGUUUAUCGUGGUCUUUGUCAUGCAGUUGGGAACAAGUUUAUGCUCGUCGUCUUAAUACUGUAGAGGCUAGGCAAGAAGCCAUGGAGAAAUUUCAAUCCACGGUAGGAUCUUUGAAUCUUUUGAGUGCUGGUACCUGGAGACAGAUUGGGUGCAGUAUCCCUGGAGGUUGGCCAUCUCCUUUGACUUUCGCGGAGUACUGCCUUACGUCCAAGGAGGCAAUGAUUAUGCGUGACAGUGCACUUCUAGAGUACCUUGGUGCCCAUUUUUUUGCUCUCAAAGCAUCGAGAGAGUGGACGCCAAUGGAUUCUGAGCACAGCGAGCCGUUGAAGCGCAUUCAAGACUCCAGAACUAUAGCUUCACGGCUUCCUUCAAAUAUGCUUUACUACCUCUUAAACCCUAAGCAAGAACGAACUAACAGCAUUCCCCUACUUGAUGUCAAAGCACAAGAUUUAGAUCUUCAACUGCUUUUUGCCAGCUUGUGGAUGUUGGAACAAGGAAGCUAUGUAGACAUCAAUUUUCGGAUCCAAUGGCUUGGUUACUUAACGGAUUAUUUACAGGGUUCUUCUGGUAGCCUGAAACGUAUGGUUACUGCUGUCCAACGUGAGAUUGCCCAUCCUUUCUCUCGGGAGCUGUCGUGUAUGUGGGAGAGGUACUUGCGGGAGGGAAAAUAUAAUUACGGUACUGUAGCCUCCGUCGUCUCACGUUUCGUCAGCCAGAUGACCGAACGGCCAGCUACACUGAGAAAUUUGGAAUACUUAGAGAAUAAGAGCACUUUGGGAACGUUGAUCUUUAUGGCGACUAGAUCACACAUCUUUAGACGAUGUUUGCUUCAAUGGGAAGAAGAAGAUGAUCAGUAUAGAAUGGUGGAGAAGCAAGGUCCCAACUCCUCAAGUAGCCCAGUCGUGCUGUCUUACUGGCAUCGUAUCCACCGGGCAGAUCAUUCUCGUCUUGUGUCUGCUCAACAUCCAAGAGCUAUGUUGAUCUACUUGUAUCCGUUGUUUUCUGCCUUACGUGAAUUGGAGAAUAGUGUGCUAGUGUCAAGCACUCUUGAAUGGUGGAAAAUUAUGAUGGGGUCUUGCCUGGGCGUACUCGAGUGGCAUGAAGCUCUUUGGAAUCACUUGAGAAGACCGAAGUUCGAUGUUGAAUGCUUUCUCUUUCACUGGAGCUCAUUGAAACGUAGUCUACAGGCUCUUUACGCAGUAACAGACAGGUCCUCUGAAUCUGUUGUGAAGGCGGAAGAUGAUGUGAAGGGGCUUGUCAAGUUAAUAGACGAACCGUUUUCUUUAGGGGAUAAUCCUCUUGCAAAGCCUCUUUUGUGGAAAAAUUCUGGUCAUCCUAGCCUACCUCACUCGAGAGAGAUUUACGAUUUGGAAGUUAAGGUUAUGAAGAUAUGUGAAGAUUUAUGGCAGGAUGGAGUUAAUGAUGUUACCAUUAUCAGUACAGAUGGUAAUAUUCGUCAACUGACGACAACAGGGCUGAGUAUCAUACGCUGGCUGGGUCAGGACACUACGCAGGGGACUGUAGAAAGAAGCAUUUUUGUUGAACAAUUCACUCCUAAUGGUGAGUCCUCUGCCAGUACGAGCUACUCUGACGCUUCUUCAGUCCAUGAGAUGCUGAAGGAAAGAGUAGAACUUGAAAAGGCGAAUUUAUCUCCUGUGGGCGACCAUGAUAUCAUUCCACUGCUGAAAUCAUCUGCUCCGUGUCCUGCUCCUAAAAGUUCUAGAAGUGAACUUCAGAACACUUCGUGUCCUGUGUUUCCAAAAGAGUUGCUGCGAUGGCGAAGUGCUUGGACUCUCUUUGCUGAACUUUUACCUUGGCUUAGCAAUGUAAGCAUAUGUCAAGAUACAAGACUGAUAGCUGAAGUCUCACUUCUGGCUGGAACUGAAUGUGGGUCAGAGGAAAGUUUUCUGUCGAUUCUCAAAGACAGUGUCUCGGUGGUUGCUUUGAAGAAAAUGAUUGACUUUGCCAUUUUCUGUUCUGCAAGAUCUCCAGCUGAUCUGGUCCCUCACCAACACCUUCUAUGGCUACUGGAAGGAACACAUCCUAAAAAGUAUGGAAUAUGGUCUUCAUUUCGAGAGAUAAGUCAUGAGUUGUUGUAUAGAUGGCAUUCAGCCUUGUGGACGAACAUGCUAACCGCGUCAAGUGCACCGGAAGACUGGUGUCGAGUAGUGGGUCCUGCAAGGAUUUUCUAUGCUGGACAGACUGUACAUUUUUCCAAUUUACUUGGUCGAACUGGCGCUGUACGGGACCAUUAUGCGAAGCUUACCCAACUCAGAUUGGCAUCAGUUCACGUCUGGACUCAGGCGAAGCUGGAGGUUAGUGAUAUAUUUGUGUCAAGCGUGUGCAGUGCGAGUGCCAUUUUUCAGCAGAUUAUAUUCUCCCAUAGGAAAUCUUUUCAGGAAGAUGAUUACUUCCUGGUCAGCAUGCUUUCUGUACUACACUCAGGUAUUAUGGGAAAUAAGUCCGAGUUGUCGAGAAACGAGAAUGAAAUACUUGAGAGACUUUCUACCUUAUUAAAGCAAUCUCAGCAUACCGAGUUUUUGAAAUUUCUUGGGCCUUUGUUACUUCCUUGUAUGAAUCUCUUAUAUUCCACUGCUUGGAAAGAUACGAGUUUCAGCCAGUAUCUUAUGAACCUUGGAAGACUAUGGCUCUAUAUGGGGGAACUCCGACUACAUUUGAUGUUGCCGUCAGAUGGAUGUGAUCCAGUUGCUAAGUAUAUUCAUAAAUAUGCCCAUCUUUCAACGCAACUCACACGGCUGGAAUUAGAUAUAAAAGUGAGGCAGGAGAGUGAGUUUUGGGUUAGAGGUAGCCGAAACUCACCAAAGACUAAUGAGCUUCUUCUGAAGCUUGAAGACAUGAAACAAGAAUUGACUUCUUUGUCUUUGAAGUUGGUUCCACGUCCUGAUCCUCCACAAUUUAGGAGCGUCUUAAGUGAAGUUCUUAAUUUUUUGAAGUCCUCUGUUUAUAAAGAAAGGUUGUUUAUUCUGGCAGCCGAUUUAUCGUUGGAUUCAGGAAGUUCACGAAUUAUGCACGAGGUUUCUACAUGGCAGGAGAACGCAAUGCAAUUUAUUAAUCGGUUGGCUUCACAGUUUCCUGCAUACAGAGAUGUGGUACAGCCAGUCUUACUGGCGGUAUAUGAGCUAAAAUUUGGACUAUCUCUUUUACAAGCUGGCCGUGUUCAAAGAGACCUCUUUGAUAAGAAUGAUGUGAGCAUCGGAGAGAAUGGAUUUGAAGAACUUGUCUGUAGGCUCAUGCAGUUUCCUACUUCGAGAAGCGACUUGGGUCACAAGAUCUCGGCAUCGUGCACAGAGCUAGUGACGAAUACCACAGAAGCAAUUAUCAGGAAGGUGACCAGCUCCCUUUUGUCUGGCUCUAUCCAUGGAGAGGUUCUGGAUCUGGAGCUGAAAGUGAUGGUAAUGCGGGUUGCCAUUUUGCGUUGUGGAAUUGAUACACAGCAAGCAAGAGUCAGGACGAAGGAUGUUGUCAAGGCUGUAAACAACAUAUUUAAUACCUUGGCCUCCUUGUGGUCCGAGAUUCGAGAAAGACAAAAAGCCAGAGAAAAGCAAGAGGAGUUUAUACGUUUUACUACUCGAACGCACACUUUGGAAACUGAAGAUGAAAUAGAAGAAGCAUCUUUUCGAGAGAUGUUCGUAGACUUCAGAGAUGAAUUCCCCGGUUACGAUGACGACACUGGGAUGCUUACUGCUGAAUUGGAUGAUAGAAGGGCUGAAGCAGCAUUAAAAGAGAAAGAAAAAGCCGCCGAGGAUGCGAAACUAAGAUCUGAUAAAGCAUGGUUGAAAAUACAGGAGCCUCUCAUUGAGAAUGUUGUGUCAGUUCACAAACAUAUUUUUGGUCAGAUAUCUACACUCUUGAUAACUAAGCGUGGAACUAGAGACGAGCUGGUUUCAGAUUGGGAGAGAGAAAAUGCACUGUCACUGGCGUAUCAGACUGGAGUACGUUUACUUGGAGCUGUUGGCUAUAGAGCAUCUGCCAAGGUAGAAGAUAUACUCAUGACAUCACACAUGAUGCAAGUGAGUGUUGAGCAUAAACGAAUUGGUGAUUUGUAUCAAUCCUCCGAGAUUAAAACCACCAAGUACAGCAUUUACAAGGAUCCUAAUCCCCCGGAGAUGGCACUGAUGUUAGAACCCUUGAGACAGUUUUUAGAACGCGUCAGUGGUCUAUUAGUCGAAUGGCCAGAUCACCCUAUUUUGAUACAAUUUUUGACUAUCGCUAAGGCUCUUGUGGGAAUAUCUGUAGAAGCCCCAAUCAUGAAAGCACUCACUGGGGUAGAGCUGUUACUUUCGAAAGCCCAAAUCUGGGAAGAAACUGCUGCCAAACAUGUCUCAUUGGCGAGAGAGAUGGGUGAAUUGAUGAAAUUGGUGAGAAGAUGGCGAAAGCUGGAACUUGAAAGUUGGCCUGCUUUGCUUGAAUGCACUUUAGAGAAGCAUGAAAAGAGUGCUGAGAAAUUGUGGUUUUUCCUUUAUGGAUUACUCCACAGAGAAUUUGGUGAGAAUUUAAAUAAGGAAAUGGAAGCCACAAUUUCUAGUUUAGAAGAGUUCAUGCAAACCUCGCCCCUUGGAGAGUUCCAAAGACGUCUCGACUUGCUAAGUUCUUUUCAUGGACAGUUUUUAUUGGAAGAUAUGUAUGAUGAUCCUCAUGUUGGGUCAUCUAAAGCUGCUGUGCAGAAGCUUUGUAACGCUUUGUACAAUGUCGGGGAGUACUACUCUCAGUUCCUGCCUGCAGUAGAGGAAGCUUUGACGGCUGGGAAGGCCCCUAUUGAGAAAGAAUUGAAGGGAUUUGUGAAGUUGACGAAAUGGGAGGAUCGAGGUUAUUAUGCACUGGCCAUAUCUGCAGAGAAAACUCACCGGAAGCUCCACAAGUUGAUUCGCAAAUAUGACGAGCUUUUGAAGAAACCUAUCAUGGAGGUGUUAUCAAAACAAUCUUUACGUAUGGGUACUCAAACUCUUGCGACCCUAACCACCUCAUCAGAGCCUUCUCAAACUGGCGAAGAGCCCUCAGAUAAAUCUAUGCACAUGGAUGACAAGCCUGUACCUGCUGCUCUUCCUGGAGAAGAGCUCUCCUCAAGUCGAGGAAGUCCCAGCAUCACUGCAUGGGACCAGUUUUGUGGUACGAAAGUUGCAGAUGUAACUUCGUUGACCUCGGAAUUUGGUCAAGGACUUCCAGAGUUGAAUAAGCGGUUACCGUCUAUAACUGCAAGGAUGGGUACUUUACUAGGAGUUGGAGUAUUUGCAUCAGAUACUCGGAAGGUUGAAGAAGAUUGCGUGAAUACCUUGGAAGAGUUCAGUGCUGCCGUCAUACAACGGUCAGCUGAGUUGAGGAAGGGGGAAACGAAGGUUGCUGUCAAGAAGAAAGCCCUUAUUGACCUUCUUAGAGCAUUGAGAGACAUUGGACUGUCUCAUCACAAGUCAGCUGUGCCUAAAGAUGAGAGACAUGUUAAUGAUUGGUUCCAGCAGCCAGGAUGUGAUCUAGCAGAAGUGCUGAUGUUGUGGGUACAUCAAGAAGUUGAAGUUGUUGCUGGAUUAUCUAGCAUUGUUUCUAUUGAAAAUGUCUGCAGUGUGUGGACACGCGCUAAAAAAUACUAUUUUCAGAACGUUGCACUCCUCCAACGGCUUGGGCAGAAUGCCCUUGCCUUUAACAAAGCAUUAAGUUUGCGCGAAGUUGAGGUUUCUUCAAAGUACAUGGAACAUUUACUGUUUCUGCAAAGAAAACAGCGACGUACUGCCUUUGAGUUUUCAUCGAAGCUUAGUUCACUUGUUCAUUUAACAAGUCUCUUAUCAGGUUUUGCAGCUAAGGAUUCGAAAUUUCCUUAUCAGAGAAAUAGUAGGCAGUGGAUGUGGCAACAAAAGGGUCUUCUAGACUCUCUAUGUCAUGCAAGCUCAGAAUUAGUCCUCCUCUAUAGGGCAGCUGAAGCAUCACAGAAGUCUCCUAAUACAGACUGCUCUGAAGCAGCUUUACUUCGCAAAGCUGUUCUGCAAAUAUCACGUAAACUGGAUGUUUGUAAGAACACGUUGGACCAUUUCCUGGUUCCUCGAAGUGAGUUGGUGGGCUCCAGACCUUUGGAAGAGUGUUGGCCCUUGUUGAUCACACCAGGCAUGCAGGAAGUACUCACUGAGAACUUUGUUUCUUUGAGAAGUACAGAAAACCUAUUACAAGAAGUACGCAAAGGUUUAACUGGGUCUAAAGUGCCAGGGCUGAGUUGCCUGGAGCUUCUUUUCAGCCGAGCAGUAGAUAUGUCCAAUAAAUUUGAGGAAGAGUGUAGCAGAACAAACUGCACCUAUUCUAUCGAACAGGAAAAGGCAGUGAACAUUGCUCCUUUAACAGAGCACUACGAUAAGAUUGUGACUGAAAUUCAAUUGGCGGUUCAGAACCUUCGAACAUACACAGGAAAUACUUCUGCUGCUACCCAAGAAUCUGAUACUGGAGAGUCCGAGCAUGCAGGCACGAUUCAGGAUGUGGAUCAAUCUAUCAGCAAGAAAAUGCUAGCUUUACGUUUUGAGAAGAUAUACGGAGAAUUGCUGAGGUUAAUCUGCGCAGGUGCAGAGAUUAUUGAUAAUGAACAUGGCACGGAAGAACAUGCUCGUGCGGCUUUAGGGAAGCUCCUUGGUUGUAUACAUGCUCCGUUACAGAUAUUAGAGGUGGCUGGGGCCCAGUUGCUUGCAGAUUAUGUUGUUCUGCAGAAAGCUGUGUCCAAACUCAGCUAUGUAUUGACCAACUUGUUUUGCUCUCUAUACUCGGAAGGAUUUUGCUUAACUAAGGAGGAGGAGAGUGAAGCUAGUGGAACGAAAUUUGAGGAAGCCGAUGGAACCGGCAUGGGAGAGGGUGAAGGGCAAAAAGAUGUCAGUGAUCAAAUUGAAGAAGAGGGCCAGCUACUUAACAGCACAGAAAAAAAUCAAGAUCCUCCAACGGAUGAUUCUAGAAAGAAGAAGGAGAAGGGUAUCGAGAUGGAAGAAGACUUUGAUGCCGACAUGCUUGACCUCAGCGACGAUGAAUCCGAUGAUGAGAACGAGGCAGAGGAAGAAAAGGAUGAGAAAUUGGAGUCACAAAUGGGAGAGGAAGGUGAAAAGAGUGAAGUUGUGGAUGAACAGCUAUGGAAUGGUGAUGAUGACAAGAAUGAGCAGCAGCAACAAGGUAAAGAGAAACAAGAAAAAGGCUCAAGUAUGUCGGGUGCUGAGGAGGAGGAUCUGGAGAUGCGAGCUAAAGAAGAAGGUAAUGAAGAUGGCAAGGGCGACAAAGGGGAUGAAAAGGCGGAGAAGGAAGGGCCAACUGAUCCUUUAGCCAGCGACCAAGAGCAAGCACAGCAAGCAGAACAUGACAUGGAUGACGAUGAGGGUUUGAAAGAAGAUGAGGCUUAUGAAGAUCCUAGUGGUGUUAAACCACGAGUAGAAGAAGAGCUGGAGCUUCCCGAUGACCUGAAUUUGGGUGGGGGUAUGGAAGAAGGCCAGGAGGAGACUGCAGAGGGAGAUGACGAAGGUGGACAGGAGGCCGUUAAACAGGAGGACAAAAUGAAUGAAUCAGAGCCAAUGGAUGUUGAUGAUAAUGCCAACUUGGCUGAAGAAAAUGAGACGGGUGAGAAUAAGAAUGAAGUUGAUCAGGGAGAUGAGGACAAUAACGCAGAAAACAAAAAUGAUGCAGAACAAGAACAAGAGAAUGAACGGGAAUCUGGGAAGGCUGAAGUUGAAGAUGAGGAGCGUGAUUCAAGUAUGAACAAAGAAGAAGAAAGCAUGCAAGUGGAUGGUAAUGAGCUACAGGGUGAAGGUCCAUCCCAUGAUGAACCCGAACCUGAACAAUCUCAGCCUCCGUUGCCCGAAAUGGCAGAAAACAUGCCUUCAGAUUCUAGAGCAACAGGAGGUGCGGAGGCUGUUCCAGCAGGUGUCUCCGGCAGGCAAGGGGAUCCUGUCAAAGUUGGGCAAGAUGAUGAGGAUCAUAAGUUGGGGGAUGCUGAAACUCAAGUUGAUCAGUCUCAGUCUGAACUGCUGUCAUCAGCGACUGAAGAUCUUCUAGGAAACAAGAGAUCUGCAGAUAAAAAGUCAGUGUUGUCUGAUGACGCAACUAAGAAGCAGGACAGGCCAGAAGCAAAUGCUAACAGAAGCCUGGGUGAUGCUUUGAAGAAGUGGAAGGAGAUGGUUCAGAUGCUAGAUAAUAGCUCUGCGCCUGAAGCAGAUAUUGCAGAGAAAGAUGAAGAGAACUUGAAUGAAGAAAGCACGGGUAUGGCGUACGAGUACGUGCCUAAGGAGGACACAGGAAGUGCACAAGUACUUGGAGCUGCUACAGAUGAACAGUUGACAAAUGCUCAGAGCCUUGAGGGUCAGGAAUCUGAGGAUGAGAAAGAGAAGGAUGAUACUGAUACUGUGCUGCCAAGUAUAGAAGAACUGGAGCUUGAUGACAGCAAGGAAGGUCAAGAUGAUAUGGAAGGAGUGGAAGCGACUCAACAUCCUCUUAAAACAAGGAAGGGACUGGCAUCAGAUUCGAAUCAACCGAACUCUGAAGAACGGCAAGAUGAUGUUACUGCGCUCCUAGCUCUGGAAGAGGAUCCAAUCUCAGAGGUAGUUGAGAGAAAAAAAGAAAACGACAGUCUUGUUUCUCUUCGUAUGCCACAAGCUUUGGCUUACGAGGGAUUGAGGAGGAAUGGUGGGCCUGAAGAAAAGCCCCUGACUGAAGAGGAGAUGAGGGAAAUUAGGAGAGAUUUGGAAAUUAAGAUUCAGAGUGGAGAUGGGAGUAUGGAGAAUGCAAGAGUGGUGUGGCAGAAGCUCGAACAGAUGACAGUGCGAUUAUCACAAGAGCUGGCAGAGCAACUGCGCCUGAUUUUGGAGCCUACUCUAGCAGCCAAACUUCAAGGAGAUUAUCGUUCUGGUAAACGUAUCAAUAUGAAGAAGAUCAUACCUUAUGUUGCAAGUCAAUUUAGGAAGGACAAGAUAUGGCUGCGAAGGACCAAGGCCAGUAAGAGACAAUAUCAGAUAGUGUUGGCUAUUGAUGAUUCUCGCAGUAUGUCGGAGAGCCACUGUGGGCACAUGGCUUUGGAGGCCCUCUUCACAAUUUGCAAGGCUAUGUCACAGCUUGAAAUUGGGGAGAUGGCUGUUGCAAGCUUUGGAGAGAAAGGGAAUGUGCGCCUCCUUCACGAUUUCGACCAGACGUUUUCAUCUGAGUCUGGAUUGAACAUGAUCUCACAAUUUACUUUCAAGCAAGACAACACCAUUGAGGAUGAGCCGAUUGUAGACUUGCUCCAAUAUCUAACCCGUUUGUUAGACUUCAAAUCCAGACAUUCAACUGCACCUUCGGGAAGGAACGAUCUGCAACAGCUGGUACUAGUGAUUGCGGAUGGCAGAUUUCAUGAGAAAGAAAGUUUGAAAAGACGUAUACGAGAGGCUAUGGACAGGAAGCAGCUACUGGCUUUUCUGGUGUUGGAUAACCCGCGUGAAUCGAUUCUUGACAUGCAAUCGGUUUCUUUCUCUAAUGGAGCCCCAACUUUUACCAAGUAUCUGGACUCGUUUCCUUUCCCCUACUACAUUCUUCUCCAAGAUAUUGAGUCACUUCCUCGCACUUUGGCGGACCUUUUACGGCAGUGGUUUGAGUUGACUCAGCGCUUAUCCUAGUUUCGAAGUAUUGCUGCUGUGCACAGCUUCACGCAGUAGUUUUUCUUGCCUCUGGAAAGGGACAGCAUGAAGAACGAUGUUAACAUGCUGGAGAGACAGGGGUGCGCGCUCAAGCGUCAUCCUCAGGGAUCGGAUGUUGUAACAUAGUUAGGUGGCUAGAAACGUGUUUUCUUUUACAGAGGAUUAUACUUCUAUGGAAUGAACCAUAAUCGGAUUUUGCAGUAAUGCGUAGUUUUUACCCUCAUUUUUGGGAGCUUAUGUUUGGCUCCUCUCAAUGUUUUGUUUCCGCUGAAAUGGAAUACAUCUUUACACAAGUUGGGUUGGUA
Molecule: messenger RNA, 17830 nt
Organism: Physcomitrium patens
Lineage: Eukaryota; Viridiplantae; Streptophyta; Bryopsida; Funariales; Funariaceae
Product: midasin-like
Biological process (GO): ribosomal large subunit assembly; ribosomal large subunit export from nucleus
Cellular component (GO): nucleus; preribosome, large subunit precursor
Molecular function (GO): ATP hydrolysis activity; ATP binding
Source: RefSeq, a predicted model, not a curated record